This is a messenger RNA of Panicum virgatum (switchgrass), 2983 nucleotides long. RefSeq lists its product as uncharacterized. Lineage: Eukaryota; Viridiplantae; Streptophyta; Magnoliopsida; Poales; Poaceae. The transcript is spliced from 11 exons. Bases 649 to 2697 code for a protein of 682 amino acids. The record is from RefSeq and is a predicted model, not a curated record.
GAUAGAUUAUAUUUUCCAAUGGCAUAUAGGGAAUUUACUCCCCCAUUUUCCCUACACUCUAGUUUCCCCACCUGCAAAAACAAAGGAAACCGGGAGGAGCAAGAGCAAGGUUUCAGACCUGGGCAUGCGAAAAAGGUGCAGUGGUUAACCUAUUCAUCCAUCCAUCCAUCACAGCAAGGAACCCCUACCCCAGGGAGAAGGGGGGAACAGGUGUGCGUGGCGUUUUCACGAGAUGUCACAGUCAACGGCCUUUUUGCAGGCUCACCACUAGCGUGUCAUUGGUGCUUGCCUUGCGCUGUAUAUAUACACGAUACACACGCAGACCGCAGUGCGGGUGGAUGCAGAGCAGUUGUAGAGAGAGAAAGGGUGGACUCUUCUUCCCGUUUCCCUCUCCAAAUGUCUGAUUAGUUCUUUACCUGAAGAGUGAAGGGUAGUGGUGGUGGUAGAUGGAUACGGAACUUGGUGGUGUGGACAGAGCUGGGUUCCUUGGAGCUUAGCGUGACUUCAGAACACGCCAUUUCUUCGUUCUCGGAUCAUUUGGAGUCUCCUGCUUGAUUUUGGCGGCUUCUCUCCUCAGUUCUGAGCUCUGAGCAGCGACAAGUCUUUUCAGUUCACAGUUCUUGGUUGGUUCUCGAGCCGCACCGAGCAAUGGAGGUGGAGGCGCCGGAGAUGAAGGGGCAGAGAGCUUUUGCCAAGGGUCCCUUUGCCAAGCCUAUGAAGUCUUUCAGUUCUUCAGAGCGGCACAAGCGAUCCAAGAGGUUGGUGUCUGCAGCCUUACUUCUGUCAAGUUUUUUUUUCCCUUCUCCUGUGGUUCUGCCGCCAAGGAUGCUCAAAAUGGGGAUUAAUCGGUUUUUGAAUGGCAGUUAUUUUGAGGAAAUAUAUGGUGCAGAUGUUUUGCGCUCUUCAGACAAAACCAUUGUUCUGCCUAAGCCGGAAGCUGUAAAAGCUAAGGUGAAAAGUGGUAUCAAUAAGGAUGUGCGACCUGGGAGGGGAGCACAAAGCACCUUGAGAAAAGAGAUUCUGCAACUAGAAAAGCACCUCAAGGAUCAGCAGGAUGUGCGUGGUGCCCUGGAAAAAGCUUUAGGGCCUGACGCUGCUCCAGUCAGCUUGUCACCUGAGAAUCCAAUGCCAAAAGCCGCUAAUGAAUUGAUACGGGAGAUUGCCACCUUGGAGCUAGAGGUCAAGAACAUGGAGCAGUAUCUGCUGACGCUGUAUCGGAAAGCGUUUGAGCAGCAAGCACCUGCAUUUUCUCCUCCUGAUAACCGGGAAGCUUCAAAGCCAUCAUUGAGCUCAAGGUCCGGGCAGCUCUGGGAAAUGCCGAUGGCAAUAAAGUCUUUCAAGAGUAGAGAGGAUACAGCAGUCCGGUCCAGCUAUCCGCUGCCACACAAGAAAUGGAAUGAUCCAUUGACAGAUUGCUGUACAUCGGUUCGUCCUGAUAGAGCAGUUGAUUCAGAUGUCCUCCGCUGCCAGUCUGCCUUAUCAUACCGUGGAGUUUGUUCAUCCAGAAUACUACCUUCAGACGAUGAUAGUCUUGCAAGGGCUCUUCGCUCAUGCCACUCGCAACCUUUUUCAUUCCUAGAGCAGGAAGGAGAGACUGGUGCGUCAGGAAUGAUAAGCUUAGCAGAGUAUCUAGGAACUAAUGUAGCUGACCACAUCCCUGAAACUCCCAACAACCUGUCAGAGGAGAUGGUGAGAUGCAUGGCCGGGAUAUACUGCAGACUUGCAGACCCUCCGCUGGUUCACCAUGGUUCCUCAUCUUCGCCGACAUCGUCGUUCUCCUCAACAAGUGCAGUCUCUCCACAGUAUGUGGGCGAUAUGUGGAGUCCCAACUACAAGAGAGAAACUACCCUAGACUCCCGAUUGAUAAACCCGUUCCAUGUUGAGGGUUUGAAGGAGUUCAGUGGACCGUACAACACAAUGGUUGAGGUUCCUAUGAUUAGCCACGACAGUCGGAGAUUGAAAGAAGCUGAGGACCUGCUCCAGACGUAUAAGUUGAUCCUAUACCGGUUGGAAACUGUUGAUCUGAGGAGAAUGACAAAUGAAGAAAAGCUAGCAUUCUGGGUCAACAUACACAAUGCUUUGCUGAUGCAUGCUUAUCUGAAGAAUGGCGUCCCACAGAACAAUCUGAAGAAGACAUCCCUACUUGUUAAGGCUGACUGCAAAAUCGCCGGACGUAACAUCAACGUAGCCGUUAUCCAGAGCAUGGUUCUUGGAUGCAAUACUCACUGCCCCGGACAGUGGCUACGGACCUUGCUUUACCCAAGAAUCAAAAGCAAAGUGAGCAAAGCCGGGCACGAGUGGCGAGCCUUUGCCGUUGCACAAUCAGAGCCUCUUUUACGCUUUGCUCUUUGUUCGGGGAGCCAUUCUGAUCCCGCGGUGAGGGUGUACACUCCGAAGCGGCUGUUCCACCAGCUGGAGGCGGCGAAGGAGGAGUUCAUCCGGGCGACGGCCGGCGUGUGGAGGGAGCAGAAGCUGCUGCUCCCGAAGCUGGUGGAGGCGUACGCCAAGGACGUGAAGCUGUCGCCGCAGGGGCUCGUGGACACGGUGCAGCGCUACCUGCCGGAGAGCAUGAGGAUGGCCGUGCAGAGGUGCCAGCUGGGCGGCAGGUCGUCGAGCAAGGUCGUGGAGUGGGUGCCCUACAACCAGGCCUUCCGGUACCUGCUCGCCAGGGACCUCGCGUUCCCGCACCUCAGCUGACCGUGUCUGUCUCUGCAAUAGCAGAUUAGCAGUAGGGCACUGUGAUGAACUGAAGAAGUUUGGUUGGAGUGGAGUAUAUGCGUGUACCAUAGGGUUAGAGUUAGACAAGGGUUUUGUGCAGAUUUUGUGUCGUGUGGGUAGAGAGGAUCAGAUGAUCACUGGCGAGUGGCGACUGCUUGUGGGUUUCCGAUUGUCCGCUGUAAAAAAAGCUGGGAAAAGGUUAUUUUGUAGAUGAACAGGAGACAGAGGAUGAAAUGGGAAAGCUAAAAUGUUAGUAGUAUGUUCA